AUGACAUUGUUGCCUAAGCAAUCUAUUGCGUCUUCCCCAUGGAUAUCUCUGAAUGUCGAACCAAAUGAAUUGAAGCUUGAAGUUUUGGAUGCCGGCCAAUCGUUUGUAUGGAGGAAGACGAAUGAAUCUGAAUGGUCUGCUGUCUUGUCAUCGAAACUGGUUUCGCUCAAGCAGACAGAAAGCGAUGUCUUGUUUCGGGUAUACCAGCCCGGCGUAGAAGAGGCUGUACGCAAGGAGCUUUCGGAUUACUUCCAACUGAAUGAAAACUUGGUCGCACUGUACAAAAGAUGGGAGCUCGAUGACAAUUUCAAAAGGAAGGCUUCCUCGUUUCCGGGAAUACGAGUAUUGAGACAGGACCCGAUUGAGAACGUGUUUUCCUUCAUCUGCACCUCCAACAAUCACAUAUCUCGAAUCACCAUGAUGAUUGAUCGCCUAUGUGAGAAAUUCGGAACAUACGUGGGCAGUUUGCCGUAUCAUCCACCAAUAGACGACAAGUUACGGUCGUUCUAUACAUUUCCAACCUUGUCAGCUCUAGCAGCUGAUGGAAUGGAAGGAAGCUUAAGAGAUCUGGGCUUUGGAUACCGAGGAAAAUAUGUUGAACAUGCCGCCAAGAAGGCUUUAGAACGUGGUGGUGAAACAUGGCUGAAGUCGCUGAGGGACGUGUCAUAUCAAGAAGCAAAGAAGGCUCUACUGGAACUUGAUGGAGUCGGACCCAAAGUCGCUGAUUGUGUUUGUUUGAUGAGUUUGGACAAACGUGGAGCCAUACCCGUUGAUACACACGUCUGGCAGAUUGCCAAACGCGACUACAAAUUGAGUGGAAUAACCACCAAAACUCUUACUGCCAAAGCAUACGAUAUAAUUGGGGAUCGUUUUCGCGAGAUAUUUGGAUGUCAUGCUGGAUGGGCGCACUCAGUGUUGUUUACUGCUGAUUUGAGGCAAUUCUCCAAGGCUUCUCCAGGCAAGAAAAGAAAAGAAGCUGAAAUUGAUGAUGAAGAGCUGGAAAUAGUGACAAAUGAAGCUCCAUUUGAGGAACCAGAGUCGAAUUUCGAAAGUGCUGCCGAGAGAGCCAAAAUGAGGAGGAGAAUCCGUAAGUGA
Messenger RNA from Synchytrium microbalum, 1095 nucleotides. RefSeq lists its product as uncharacterized. Gene Ontology annotation, cellular component: nucleus. Gene Ontology annotation, molecular function: 8-oxo-7,8-dihydroguanine DNA N-glycosylase activity; damaged DNA binding. The record is from RefSeq and is a predicted model, not a curated record. The transcript has 6 exons. Bases 1 to 1095 code for a protein of 364 amino acids. Gene Ontology annotation, biological process: nucleotide-excision repair; base-excision repair, AP site formation; base-excision repair. Lineage: Eukaryota; Fungi; Chytridiomycota; Chytridiomycetes; Synchytriales; Synchytriaceae.